AUAUAUUUAGUUUUAAAUAACCAGAUAACGUAAUUAAGUUAGGAGUAUCGCCAAGUGGGACUCAAAAUAUAAAGUUCGCUUGUAUGUUUUGUGAUUAAGAGAAAUCUGCUAACGAUAGACCUUUUUAUAAUCAACAAUAAGGAUAUAAGAGAAAUCUAAGAAGCAAUUACCAAGAGGAUUUAUCCGAAAUGGAUAUGUUAUGGCUUGGCGUUUUUGCCACAUUGACAAUUGCCACAUGCCUCGCCACACAAGACUUGAAUUUGGAUCGGGAAGUGAUCAGGCAAUCAAUUUUAUCAUAUCGUUCAAAAAGAAGUAUUUGGAAUCUGUACGAUCUCGACUUUUCUCCAAGAAUGAAAAGAGUUCGUAGGCAAUUGAAUUUUCCUACCGACGACGAAGAUUUUGAUGGCAGUGGUGAAGACGUUUUUGACGGUGAGAUGGCAAGCGGGAAUGGCGAAGGUAUAGAACCUACACCACCUGAUGAAACUGGGCCAGAUGUUCCCAUUGUGAAAAUAAUUGAAUGGGUGUGGUACAGGUCGAAGGUAAAUUUUCUCGAUUCCAUUGAGUACACCAUUGAACUUCAAGACUACACAACAGAGACUUUUCAUUCCUUAUCCGACAAAAUUAUGUUCGGGGUUGAAGAAUAUCUAUCCAGUGUAUUACCAGGAUACCAUGAAGCUACUCCGCUUAUGUUCACGCAACGUCCAAACGGCUUCGUCGAUGUCUUAAUUGACGUUGGAGCUUGCUCUUCCAAUUCACCUGAAAGCUUAGAAAAGGCAAUGCGGGACUUACUAAAAUCCGGACAAAUUGGAGACUUAGCUGUCACUGAAGAGGAUUUUACAAUCAGGGAAGUUGGAAGAGAUCGGACAAGAGCGGAAUGCAGACCCGCUAGUCAAGUUGAAACCACGGCAACAACAACGUCUAAGGCCCCAACAACGACACAACCGAGAACGGAACCUACGCCCCCUGACCAUGGCGACGGGAUAGAUGGAGACGGUACUGUUGUUGUUCGUCCGACCAGUCGCCCAUUCAAUUGUCGCGGCACAGAAGCAACUUGCCGUAACGGCCAGUGUAUCGAUCGAAGACGAAUUUGCGAUGGCACAAAUGAUUGCACAGAUGGAAGCGACGAACCACCUAGUUGCGGCAACGCCGAUUCAGGCAAAUGCGAUCCAACUGAAUUUCUCUGUGUCGGCACCGGCAUAUGUGCCCAAAAGAUGUGGAGAUGUGACGGUGACGAUGAUUGCGGUGACGGGUAUGACGAAUUGGGUUGUCCCACUGCUGCACCUGGUUCGAACUGCCGUGGAAUUGAAUUCGAAUGUUCUUCUGAUUCUAUGUGCGUUCCGGCAAGUUAUCAAUGCGAUGGAGAAACCGAUUGCCGAGACGGUUCCGACGAAGAUGGAUGCGCGGCUCCUAUUAUUAUUACUGGUCCACGAAAAAACGUUACUGUUAAAGAGGGCGAUUUGGUUAUUCUGGAAUGUGAAGCCUAUGGGAUACCAACCCCUAUUGUGUCUUGGAGGUUAAACUGGGGUAAUGUGGGGACUCCACCCCGGAUCAGCAUGACUUCAGUGAAUGGAAAGGGUGAAUUAACUAUCAAGCAAGCUUGGCGAAUCGAUCAAGGUGCUUACACAUGUGAAGCCAUAAAUUCAAAAGGAAGUAUAUUUGCUGUACCAGAUGCUGUAUUAACAGUUAUUGAUGCUGGAGAACCUGAUGACCAACCACCUUGUCCACCUGGACAAUAUGGGAUGGAAGAAGAUUCAUGCAGACCUUGUUAUUGUUUCGGAGUAACCAAUGAAUGUGAACCACUGAAAAGGGAAUAUGACGAGAUCGGUAUAACAUUCGAAUCUCCAGAAGACGUCGGAUACAUUGAAAUCAAACCUGCUGAGUCGGAGGGGGCUGAUCCAACACCAGCUUCUGAACCAAUUAAUAGAAAUCAAAUUGUUGUCAAACCAGCUGCUAGAGAGCUUCAACUUAUCGACCUGUCAAAAAGAUUUCUCGCUGCAGCUCAUUAUUGGAGCUUACCAGCUCAAUUUUUGGGAGCAAAGAUCAACAGUUAUGGUGGAACACUGACAUUUUCGUUCAGCUACAAUAACAGUUAUAACUUUGAACCGAAGCCAACAAAUUAUAGUGAUGUUAUCAUUGAGGGUGCCAAUGGUAAAACUCUGGUCUAUCACGACAAAGGAACACACCCAGAACCAAAAUCCAAGCAUACAAGGAAUGUCAGCCUAACAGAGGAUGGUUGGACAACACCAGGUGGUGAUGUUGCAAAUCGUGAAGACAUGUUAGGAGUUUUGAACAAUGUUGAUAAACUUCUGUUAAGAACUGUUUAUGACAACAGUAUGCUUAGCACAGGGAUUGGUGAUGUCCGCCUGCGUGUUGCUCAACAGUCUGCAACACCAGGUGGGAGUUCUACAGGCGUGAUGGCUUAUGAUGUUGAAAAAUGCAUUUGCCCAGAAGGUUAUGAGGGAUUAUCUUGCCAGUAUUGUGCCGCUGGAUAUGAAAGAAUCACUGUCGGUCCAUUUGUUGGAAAAUGUGAAAAAAUUAUAACUGAUGAAAAAGUGCCAUGUGAUGUAGGAUACACAGGGGAUGAUUGUUCCGAGUGUGCACCUGGUUAUGAGGCUUACGAUGGCGUUUGUCUUCUAAUUGGCUCUUUAAGAUGUGAUUCAGCAGGAACAGCUGGACUCACAUUAGGCACAGAGUGUGAGUGCAAAAGAAAUGUUGAAGGGGAAAGAUGCGGUACAUGUAAACCAGGAACUUUUCAUCUUGAACAGAGUAAUCCAUAUGGAUGUACAGAAUGCUUCUGUAUGGGCAUCACUCGACAAUGUACUGGUUCAAACUGGUACAGAUAUAAGGUCGUACCCGAGUAUGGGGAGAAUGACCGCUUUCUUUUGACCAAUGCUGGUUCCACACGUAGACUUCAAGAUAUAGUGGAAAUGAGACGAUCUUUAGGCAGAGGUUCUGUUCGGGCAAAUUUAAGUCUACAACCACGAGAUGUUUACUACUGGGUACUUCCUGCAGUGUUUUCCGGAAACAAAAUUUCAGCCUAUGGAGGCCACUUUCGGUACACAAUUGAGUAUGAUCAAAAUGAGGGUGCAAGACCUAUUACUAGAAUUGGAGAUGUGAAAAUCAUUGGGAACGACUUCACUUUAGAAUAUAGAAGCAAUGUACAUCCAUCACCAGGACGACCGGCUUCAUAUGAUGUCAAGCUAACAGAGGAUUAUUGGGUGAAUACUGACAACACUCCUGCUACUCGUGAACAUUUAAUGAUGGCAUUAGCUGAUAUUGAGAGCAUUCUUGUUCGUGCAACAUAUUCUACAGAUAUGCUAUAUACAUCUGUUUAUGACAUUUCACUCGAAGCCUCAGCCGACAGAAACACAGGAGGUCGCAGAGCAGUUGAAGUUGAAUAUUGUUCUUGUCCUCCUGGGUAUGAAGGUUUAUCCUGUGAGGAUUGCGCACCAGGAUACUACAGAUCAAGUGAUGGACCUUACCUUGGAACUUGUGUUAGAUGUUCAUGUAAUGGACAUAGUGACAGAUGCGAUACAAAAACAGGACAAUGCCUUGAUUGCAGAGACAAUACAGCAGGUGACCAAUGUGAUCGAUGUGUGGAAGGAUUUUAUGGUGAUCCCAGAGUUGGUGCUUGUAGGCCUUGUCCUUGCCCCAUGUUGCCUUCUCGCUCAGACAGAAUCAGAGUGGCAUCAUGCAUUCUAGAUAUUGAUGGAUUGCCAACUUGUGAUGAAUGUCCACCAGGAUAUGAGGGUCGAAACUGUGAUAAAUGCUCAAGUGGAUUUGAAAUUGAUGAACUUCGAGGAUGCAAGAAAACAGGAACUUCAUGCCAAUGUGAUCCGAAUGGUUCUGUUGAUGGUACAUGUGAUUCUGAUGGACAAUGCGAUUGCAAAGUCAGUGUAUCAGGUCUGAAAUGUGAUGUCUGCAAGCCUAGUUAUUUUUACUUCAGUGUUGAAAACACUAACGGAGGAUGCCUUCCUUGUUUCUGUAUGGGAGUCACUAAACAAUGUGAAUCUGCUCGUUAUAUCAGAGAUGUGGUUACUGCAGACUUCAAUACUGAUAAUUUUGCACUAACUAAUGCAAGAAGGAGUCAACGAUUUACAGAAAAUAUUCAAGUCCGAUCUAGAGGAGAGGUUCUUACAAGACAAAGAAUGAACAAUCUUCCUUCUGAUACUUACUAUUGGGAAUUGCCUUCUCAAUUCUUGGGAAAUAAGGUUGUUUCUUAUGGCGGAGAACUUAAUUACACGGUUUCAUAUACUCCUCUUUCUUCCGGAGCACCAACAUCAGAAGCUGAUGUCAUUAUUGUUGGAAACGACAUUAUGCUUGUUGCAACAUCUGGUGGUGAAGUCGAACCUCGACAAAUGACUCGAAGAACUGUUAAGUUUAGAGAGCAAAACUGGCGAAGGGCUGAUGGACAACCAGCAACAAGAGAACAUUUGCUCAUGGCUUUGGCUGAUUUAGAAUAUUUACUAAUAAGAGCCAGUUAUUCUACAUCAAUAUCAGAAUCCACUAUCAGUUAUAUUUUCAUGGAAACUGCUUCUGGUGAAGAAUUAGAUGGAACUGACUUUGCAUAUGAAGUCGAACAUUGUACUUGCCCUGAUGGAUAUGGAGGAUUGUCAUGUGAAGACUGUUCUGAAGGGUACACUCGAUCUGCUGGUGGAUAUUACCUUGGUUUAUGCAAACCAUGUCAAUGCAAUGGACAUUCAGAUAAAUGUGACUCGGAAACAGGAGACUGUUUGGAAUGCCAAGACAACACUGUUGGACCAAGUUGUGAUUCAUGCGCACCUGGUUUCUUCACAAUGUCAGAUAAUCCAAUUGAUAUGUAUUGUUCACCUUGUGCAUGUCCUAAUACAGAAGAAAACAGCUUUUCUAGGACCUGUGAAUAUGUCCCAGAGACCAGAAAUCUCUUAUGUACUGCAUGUGAGAAAGGUUAUGAGGGUACAAGGUGUGAAAAUUGCGCUGAAGGGUAUGAAGGAAACCCUAGAAAUCCAGGGGGAAAAUGUACAAAGAAAACUGGAGGUUCAACUGGAGGAAUCAUUCAGUCUCCACCGAUUGUUACUGUGACACCAUCUACGUUAAAUGUUGGUGAAGGAAAAUCUGCCACUUUAAGGUGUGAUGUGAAAUCAACCACCAUCUAUAAUGUAACAUGGCAUCGUACAGGGACAGCUGCAGGACGUCCAAUUCCUAAUUCUGCAGUUGUUGAUAACAGAGACUAUACUCUGACAAUACCAAACAUUGCAAGAAACGAUGCCGGUACUUAUGAAUGUAUUGCACAGAAUCAAGUCGGUGUUGGAGUGGACUCUGCUGUUCUUACCAUUGCCAGGAAACGACCCAAGAUGGAAGUCAAAGUUGAGGAACCAACAAGACGUAGCCUUCCUACUGGUAGCCAAGUCACUUUUGUGUGCACAGCACAAAGCGAGAUGAAUGCCUAUAUUGUUUACUGGUCAAAACAAGGUGGAAGACUGCCAGACAGGGCAACUGAUUUCAAUGGCAUAUUACACAUCACAGAUCUUACAGAAGAAGACACUGGUACAUAUGUAUGUACCGGUUCAAACAUGUAUGAGAUCGAUGAUAAAAAAGCAACAUUGUUUGUAGAGCGAGAUUCAAGUGCAGUCCGGCCCUCUGUUACAAUUGAGCCAGCAAGACAAGUUAUACGAGAAGGAGAUGAAGCUCACUUUAGAUGCACUGCUGAUGGAACGCCACCAAUUAGCAUUGAAUGGAGGCCAUCUGCUGGCGAGAAAAUGCCUGAAAAGGCUGAAGUGGUCAAUGGAGAAUUAUACAUACCAUCUGUAUCUAUGGACAAUUCAGCAGUAUUCUAUUGCAGAGCAUCAAACCCACAAGGAUUUGCUGAAGCAACAGCAUUAUUGGAUGUUACAGCUGUUGGAGGGCCACCAGUGGUCACAGUGAUUACACCUGAACAAGUGUAUGCAAAAGAAGGAGAAAACAUUGACAUGAGAUGCACAGCUACUGGUCGUCCUAGACCAUUGUUUUCUUGGAGAAGAUUGGGUAGGCCUGGACUACCAGGAAAUGCUGAACCCAGAGGAGGAUCACUUCAGAUCAUCAAUGUUCAAGUAAGCAAUCGUGACACCUAUGUUUGUACUGCAAGAAAUGUAUUUGGAGAAGAUUUUGGCACAAUUACAGUUAAUGUUACUUCUUCAACUAUUGUAGAGAAACCCAUCUGCAAAACUGACCCAGAAUCAUUGACAGUCUAUGUUGGAGCAGAUACAUCAGUUACAUGUGUACCAAAAGGUGAUCCUGUACCUACUGUAACAUGGGCCAGAUCAGAUGGUCGAAGACUUCCACCUAAUGCCAGAGUCAUUGGUAACAAACUAUAUUUCCGCAAUGUUACAAUUUCUAAUGCUGGAAAAUACAUGUGCAUUGCGACAAAUUCUGGAGGCACAACAAGGAGUGAGAUGUCGAUUACAGUAGAAGACAAAAGUCUUCCAAAGGUUGAGAUUUUACCAAGAAAUCAGCAACGAGUGGAGAUUGGUCAGUCAGCCAGUUUUACAUGCAGACCCACAGCUGGACAUCCAGUGGAAGUGACCUGGAGUAGAACUGACAGAAAACCAUUUACAAAACGCACCAGUCUGGGUGAUGGUGGAGUCAUAACAUUCACUAAUGUUACUCAAGAAGAUGGAGGAAGUUAUGUCUGUAUUGCUAGAAAUGUUGUCGGAUUUAGAGAAGUUGCAACUUUACUUAGUGUUAUUCAAAAACCAACAAUUUCUAUUGAACCAACAUCGAAUGUAUAUUUAAGGAGAGAAAGUUCAGUAUUAUUAAGAUGUAAUGCUGAUGGCAUACCGGUACCAAAUGUUGCAUGGAAGAAAGUCUAUCUGUUUGGUCAACAAAUCAUUCUCACUCACUACAAGCGACAUUCAAAUGAAAUUCGUGUUCGUGCAAAUGAUAUUACUGAUUCUGCAACUUAUAUGUGUAUUGCUGCAAGUGCUGCAGGAGAUGCUCAACAAAAAGUAACAGUAACAGUUGGCGAAAAGGAAACUGUCAUCACUCCAUUUGCAUCUGUGGAAAAAACAAUUGUUUCUGGUAAAUUAUCAACAAAAGUACAAUUAAGAUGUGGAGCAAGUGGUCACCCAACACCCCAAUUGGAAUGGACUAAAAAAGAUGGUCAACUUCCAUCAGGAAGCACACAAGAAAAUGGAGUUUUAACUAUAGCAAAAACAACAGAAGAUAGUGCUGGUCUCUAUGUCUGUACUGCUUCAAAUGAUGGUGGAAUUAGUACCGCUGAGUCGACUUUAGAAAUCCUGGUUGCCCCUAAGUUGGAGAUAUCACCACCAGGAGCUGUAAUUUAUGUGGCAACAGGACAAUCUCAAGUUAUUACAUGUUCUGGUUAUGAAGGAAGCCAUCCUAUCUCGUAUAAAUUUAGCAAGGUUACGGGUCAAAUAUCUGAAAAUAUAGUCGCUUCGGGAGAUGUUCUUCACGUUAUAUCUUUUGAUCCAAACACAGAUUCUGGUGCUUAUACUUGUACUGGGUCCAAUGCUGCAGGAACUGGUACUGCUGAAGUUACUCUUUUACCUUUAGAAUCUCCGAUGGUGGAUGUGGAAUCACCCAAAAUAACUGUAAACACUGGUGAUCUUAUUAAACUUGAUUGUGUAUCUGGCAACAAGCUUGAUGAUUUGACUUGGUCAAAAUCAGAUGGAACAGUUAAUACAACACGGGGUUCUCAAGCCAAUGGUUUACUUCGAAUUGUUAAUGCUCAUGUAACAGAUGCUGGAAAAUAUGUUUGUACUGCUUCGAACGCAGCUGGAACUUCAACUAAAUCAGUUACUGUAGUUGUGCAAGAGUAUCCAACAGCAAUUCUAACAGUAUCAAAAAAUCCAGAUGAAAUCAGAGUUGGAGAUACUUUUUAUUUAUCAUGUGAUGCUCUUGGUAGUCCCAAGCCUGAAGUCACAAUAACAAAGGAUGGGUUAGAGCUUUUGACUGUUGUUGAUGGCAUGUAUUCCAUUGAUUCCGCAACAUCGUUUGAUGCAGGAAAAUAUUCAUGCAUUGCAUCAAAUGUAGCUGGUACUUCAACGGAUGAUAUAAAUAUUGUUGUACAAGAACCGCUGUCUUUGAGUAUUAUCCCUGAGAUUGAAGUUUUUGAAACAAGAUCUGGUGAAGCACUUGCUAUAUCAUGUGUUGUUACCGGCACUGAUCUGCCAGUAACAUGGACGAGACAGGGUAGAGAACUUCCUAAAUCUGCUGUUGUGGCUGGUAAUGUCAUACAGAUUGAUAAAGUAUCUUCAACCGACGGUGGAACAUACAUUUGCUCAUCCGAUCCUGAGGGAAAUACUCUAGAAAAAUCUAUUGAAGUAAAAGUACAUGCAUACAUACCUUACUUCACACAAUCACCAACCUCAUAUCUGAGUCUCACUGGAAAUGAAGAGUUUUAUCAAAUUUUGAGAAUAACAAUUUCUUUCCGGCCUAACUCGGGAGAUGGAUUACUUCUUUAUUCAUUCGGUUCUGGAGGAGAUUAUAUGAGUUUAGUUUUGAUUAAAGGAAAGGUUGAAUUCCGUUACAAUGUUGGCUCUGGUGAUGCUGUCAUUGUCAGUCGAGAUGUGGUACAAAUGUCCGAAUGGCACACCGUCACUAUAUCUAGACAUGGUAAUGAAGGACAACUCAUCUUAGACAAGGAUGAACCUGUAUAUGGAACUUCUGAAGGAAGCUUCCAAGCUUUAGAUCUUGAUCAACCUCUCUAUGUUGGUGGUUAUCCAAGAGAUGGUCAAACUCUUCCUGAUCAUCUUCAAUUUUUGGGAGUCGAUGUUGGAUUUUAUGGCUGCAUAAGUCAAUUGAUUAUUGGAGAUAAUAAUGUUGAUAUGGGAGCAUCAGAACUCAUUGAAGAGCAAGUUGGCAUUCUACGUUGUAAGACAUGUGGUGCUGGACCUGAAGAAUCUCCUUGUCAGUAUGAUUCUGUCUGCACAGAAACUCACUCUACUAUCAAAGGAUAUGCAUGCGCUUGUUCUAAAGAUUUUGUUGGGCCAGAAUGCCAGUUUAGAAAGGAAGAAAUUUGUGGCGAUAUAGAUGCAUGUGGAGCCUAUGGAUCUUGUACACCUGACUAUGAGCGAGAACUGGGAUACAGGUGUGAAUGCCUACCUGGAUAUGGGGGACCAAAAUGCCAAAAUGAAGUUUUAGAACCGUUGAAUAAUGAAAAUGAGAGUCCAAGCGAUGCACCUGCGCCAGAUGACUUGCCAGAUGAUACAUUAAAUGGUGGAAAUGUCAUUCCGGAAGCUACUUCAUUUUCCAAGGGAUCAUACAUGGAACUUGGUGCCACCCAUGAUAACCUAAAACAGUUUGACGUCAUGCUCAGAGUCAAAGUUCGAACUCUUGAUGAUGGGCUUAUUUUGUACAACGGUGGAGCAUUGAAUGACAGAAAAAGGGACAUUUCAGACAGCGAUAUUUUUGUUUCUCUGGCAAUGAGAAAUGGAUCUCUCGAAUUCAGAUAUAAUUGUGGUUCAGGUCUUGCAACAUUAAGCUCUCCUGGAACAGGGCUUAGUGUUGGCCAAUGGCAUAAAAUUCAUGCGAAUCGAGCAAAUCGCAAAGGUAUUUUGAAAGUAGAUGAUGUUGUAGUAGCAGAAGGUCAAUCACCCAAAGGGGGACGCAGAGCUGAACUAACUGGUCCGCUAUUCAUCGGAGGAGUUAAUUUUUGGGACCGAAUUCCAGAACAAGUUGGAGUCACUGAGGGUCUUGAAGGAUGCAUUGAACGGGUCAUAAUAGAUGGGAAACAUACCAGCCUUCAUGCUGCAGUCAGUUCUAAGAAUGUAGAAAGUUGUGAAGAACCUGCUACUACUACAGAAGAGGUUACAGAAUCUCCGACCACUGCAAUAUCUACUUCCACUACACACGUAGAGGAAGAAGAAGAUGUCUUAGGCCCUUUAUUCAUUGACUCUGGAAUUCCAACAGGAUUUUCUGGUACAUCCGCAAAAUUCAGUGGAAAUUCAUUUAUAUCUUACUCGGGAGAAACAUUCUCACAUGAUGAAGUUGCAGAACAAAUAAGUCUUCAUUUUAAAACCAAAGAUCCAGAUGGUUUAUUAUUGCUGCAAGGAAGGAGUGGUGGAGAUUUCAUUCAACUUGGAAUAAGAGAUGCUCGUAUAGAGUAUAUGUUUCAACUUGGAUCUAGUCAAGUCAAGGCCCAAGGCUCAUUUCCACUAGCAGAUGGUCAGUGGCACAAUGUUACAGUAACCAGAAGAGCAUCCUUGGCUUUAAUGUGGAUAGAUGACUUACAAUGGCCAGUUGCAGUACAAGCAGAAGGGGACCUUUCUGAAAAUAUGGACCUUGGGGAUUUGUAUAUAGGUGGUACGGAUGACGUUCCAAUUUCUACUGGAGAUCGAUACAGACAAGGAUUUAAAGGCUGCAUAAAAGAUGUAAAGAUCAUAUCACUUGAUGCAGAAAAAUCAAACCGACUGGGUGAGGCAUAUUUCGACAAUUCUGAAGUGUUACCUUUGCAAUUUGGGCCUGGUGAGGGUAGAAAAGCUGUAAAGGGAAUUUCGAAGUGUCGUCCAGAUAAACACAGGACUGCUGGCUUACACUGAAGAUGAUUGAAUUUGACAUCUGUAAAAGAGAACACUGAUUUUGAUCGAUAUGAUUUUUAAUUAACUGUUUAAGCAUUGAAUAUUACAACACAUAACAAGUACAUUUUGUAUCACAGAUUUAAAUGUGGCCUCGUAAGGGCUAACCAUAUCUGAUGUUAGCAUCAUUGUCUCACUUAUGCUACAUUGAUAUAUAAAAAAACAAUUGUACUCAGGCCUUCAAUUUCGUUUUCCUCUGUUAAUUCUUGCCCGGUAGUAAUUGCCCACAACUUCUUAGAAGCAUUGAUAUCCAUAUAAAUUUACUCUUUUUUUAUGAGCUUUCAUUAUUUGCUUGGGUUGUAACAAAUGUUUUUCUUACCAGAUUACAUCCAAAGUAUAUGCCUUAACAUUAUAUUAAUCAUGUCUACAUUAUGGAAUCUCAAUUAAUAUAGUUUUGGGGUAAUUUCAAAUUGGUCUUUGGUUCCUCAAGUGCCUUUUUGUACAUUGUAACUAUUUUGCCUAAGCUGUAGUAUAACAAUACCUCAAAGUUAAAGAUAUAGAUAAGUUGGCCUUAUAGUGUUUUGUGACAUCACAAUAUCAUCAUUAUAUGACAUCCUUUUAUCAUCCUACAUAGUUGUAACUAAUGCAGCGAUUUCAAUCAUUGCGCAUGAGCUAUUAUUGCCAGACCCAUCCUUAUUUUUAUAACUAUUUGUUUGUUUGUUUUAAUAAGUUCUUUCGAUUACAUAUAUUUUAGGUAAAUAUAUAUCCUAUUUUACAGCAUGCUUUCUUAAUUUUGUUAUCAUAUUUGCACAGUUCUUGAUCUAAUAAUAGAAUGCUUGAUUGUGUUGAAACUACUUAUAUUAAAUCAUGAUGUUGAAUGAGUUAAUUUUGUCAUUGCAAAAAAUGAGUAUUAAAUAACUAGUAAUAAUGAUAGCCAAAUGUGUCUUUUCGUUUGAUCAUGAAUAAUGUCCUUUCUUUAUUCCCAUUUUACUUUUCUUUUUGGUAUGCAGUCCUCGUUGUAACUGGCUGUAAAAAUGCUAAUGUUGUGUUUUUUCGAUUCUGGUUUGAUACACUCGUUGCGACAGACUUAUUAUCUAGUAGUUUAGUCAUCUCAUUCACUCUGACACCCCUCUAUAUUUUACUUCUUUACAAAUCCAAUUGAAUAAUCCAAUCCAAUUGAUUUUCUGAUUGAUGCUAGUAGAAUUUUUAAAUUUGAUUUGUGGGAAUUGACUAUCCAAUUCAUAAUCCACGAUCCCACACUUGCAAAUAUUUUUUUUAUUUUCGGAAAAUAUCAAUAUUUCCAACAUUGUAUGAAUUCUUUUAUUUUGUUGUGUGCUCUUUUACUCCCAAUUAAAAUUUAUCUUCGAUUUAUAUCCGAUUAUCGAACAUAACUCGAUGAUAAUUUUUAGAUUCUAAUUUUUAGCCUUUAAUCAGCAUAAUAUUAUCUCAUUGCCUCUAUCUAUUCCCAUUCAAAUGUUAUAUCGAUCGUAAAACACAUACAAAACAAUUGUAGGGCAUGUAUGCAUGAAACAUAUUUUUAAAAUAUGCAUGUACACGCGUUGUUAAUGCAUAUUGAAAAUCUGUAUACCUUCUCAAAUUUAUUCCAUUGGAAUAUCUAAAUCAAUGAUCAAGUUUUUGCCAUUUUUGCUUUGCCAGUUUUGUUCUUUGAUAAUGUUUCAAGUAAUCUCUAAAUUAAAAUAUUUGAAAAAGGG
This is a messenger RNA of Styela clava, 12205 nucleotides long. Its product is annotated as basement membrane-specific heparan sulfate proteoglycan core protein-like. Gene Ontology annotation, cellular component: plasma membrane; axon. Lineage: Eukaryota; Metazoa; Chordata; Ascidiacea; Stolidobranchia; Styelidae. Gene Ontology annotation, molecular function: cell-cell adhesion mediator activity. The record is from RefSeq and is a predicted model, not a curated record. Gene Ontology annotation, biological process: axon guidance; homophilic cell-cell adhesion; dendrite self-avoidance.